CUCGGGGGAGAGUGGAAGGGACCGUUUCUUUUUUUUUUCAUCUUCUCGUCCACAUGACUUCGUCAACGUUUUGGAAUUUGGUUCCCAAAACCUUCUCGUAACAUCAUCUCCGCCGUGAGUCCAGGAUGUCUGCGUGCUUGAGAGCCAAUUCAGCCCCAAAUUCAUCGGGGCCGGAGCGGGCACGGGACACCAGAGUUGUGGAACUGAAUUGCCAAGUCCCAGCAGAGAGCAGAAUGACACAACCUCCUCCUGUCAACAACCACAUCCUCCCAGAUGAACUGCUGGUCAGCCUUACCUCCACUCUCAGCAGCAGGAGCACGCUGGGGCACACUGCACACCAUCAGCACUGCAAGGGCAGUGAAAUCAGGCGGCCGGAUCCAGUCUGGCAUCACCGGCUCGGACGCAAUAAAUACAAAUUCCUUCUGGAGCAGCCGACGUCCCUGACUGGAGCAGGCAGGGAUAUUUCGUUCCUGCGUGAUGCUAUGGCAACCCAGAGGAAGAUGACCCCCCUCCCACCACUGACCGACAGAAGUUGCAUUGGAGACACAAAGAACCUGAAUGUCUCGGAAAGUCUGAUCCCGGAAGAAUAUCACAUUGUGAAAAACAAAGGGCUGCGGAGCCUUGAGUUCUUCGAGGAUGCGUUCACAGUGCAGCUGAAGGAUGAUGAGCAGAAGCUGCGGGUCUUCCCUUCAUUGAGGCCCAGUGGUAGACUGGAAGUGAUCCAGCUGAUGAGGAUGAUAGAUGACAUGCUGGAGAAGGCCGGAGUGGAUCAGCAGAUUGAGGAGCUGACAGAGCUCUCCCAGAUGGAGGGUCUGCUGGAGCUGGUGCAGGUUGAGCAGAACAUCUACAACAUUGUUUUCCAUGAACUGAUUCGGCAGGUCAGCGUGGGCUGUGCUGAGAGAGGACAGCUGCUUGCCAAACUCAGACAGCGCUACCAGACCAUGCUUAAGCGAAUCCCCCACCGACUGAAGGCUCUGCACACUGAGGCAGUGGCACAGCGAGCUCUGGACCGCCGGCUCACUGAGGAGAUCCACCGCAUCAAGACCUUCAUCCAGGAGCUCAACACGGAGCUGUCCAGAAUGAGAGCCCAUGAUGCUUCCGUUUCCCAGCAGGUGGAGCGCGCUCACCGGCAGCUGGCCGGGGAACUCAAGCAGCCUCACACCAACUCAGAUGUGGUGCAGGGUUACCACCAACUGUAUGAGCUGCAGAGGGGUCGCCUUGAGGCUCAGCUGCUCCAGAUGACCGAGGAGAGAGACUGCUGGAGCCAGUUCACCUUGAGCCUCGCCCUCAAGGUGAUCAGUGUAAAGAAGCUGCAGCUGAUCAGUCGGCUCCAUAUCAUUGCGCAGAGCUGGUUCAAGACAGCUGAGCAAUGCUGCCUUUACCUCACUUCGACGGACACAGAUGACCUGACUAUCCUCAUGGAGCUUACUGACUACUGGAAAAAGCAUCUGAUUGCUUUCAUGUCCCAGCUGAAGAAGACUGAGCAUGCUCAGUAUGAACAGAUCAGUGCAAUCCAGCAAGGCAUCGCUAAGUGGCUGGUUUUCUGCACCAUGCAGAACAACUGUCCUCAACCAAACUAUGAGGAAGCUUCUUUGGAAAAGUUUCAUGCUGAUUUGAAGGACUGGUCAAAUACAUUGGCCCUCCAGUGUGACAGCUAUCAAGGUGAGAAGUUGCUUUGCAGCCAGCAGACACUCGUCGAGCUCGGCCGUGUCCAGGAAAGAAGGCGGUAUAUGAGCCUUGAGCUGUUCAGAAGACACGCUUGUCCCGAUGGUGAACCCCGUGAAGGCCAACGGGCCCUAAGUGAGCUGGACAAGGUCCUAUCUGAGCUCCUGAAACGGCUGGACACCCAAGUCAGUGGAGACAGUGGGAUCCACGGACAGAUCAUGUCACUGCUCAGGUUGAUGGAGUCCCAGGCUUCCAAGCUUGGUGCAGUGAUUGGUCGACCAGACAUGAUCUGGUCUGUUUCUGACUGGCUGAAUCUGGAGAAGGCGCUGCAAAAUUGGAAGAGUUUGGCUGAAGAAGCCUUUAAUAACAUCUCCAGCAAUCAGACAGAGAACGAAGAGGACAAAAAUAAGCCUGACAUAUUUACAGAGACAGAAGAGUUGUUAGACAAAGUGCAGGAGUUCAUAACCAGCCUGUCCAACUUCACUGAUGGUGAGAACAAGAGACUCAGUGAGGAGGUCAGUUCUCUUCACAUGGGACAGAUCCGUUGGAUGUUGGACCUGUUGCUCCUCAUGGUACCUGAGUAUAGUGAAGACCACUGUCAAGAACAGGAACACCACUACAUUACAAACAUCUCACCACAGACACUGGAUAAGGAUGCCAAGAUGCUGACUGAGAAACUGAACUUUAUUUCCCUAUACAUCAGCAGCUCUUGCCAACUGAUUCUGCAGGAGCAACAUGAAGUCGAGAUUGAAGAUAAGAUGAAUGAGUGCAGAAAGCUGCAGAAGGAGUGCACUGAUUGGGUGGAGAGCAGUAUAAUCCUGCUCUCAGGAGUGACAGGUGGUCCUGUAGAGCUGUCUGUCCGACAGGCUGACCCCGCCUCCAGCGUCGACGUCCCGGUCUCUCCAGCAGACAGCAUGGAGACUCUGGUGAACGAAGAGGUUUCAGCAGAGCCUAAAGCAGACAGUGAGGUCACAGAUGAGACUGAGGCAGAACCGAGAGAGGGCACUGCUGAGGGACAUGAUACACAACAAGAGGUUUAUCAGGGGGAGCUAGCGGUUUUUGAGACCCCAGUGGUGAAGCUGAUAAGCUAUUAUGGAAACAUUACACAAAGAAAGCUGGAAGAGAGCAGUGUCCACCUAAACGGGGUCAGAAAAUUAAAUCACAUACUUUUUCCAGUGUUAGUGUCAUGCCUUUCACCGUCUAUAGAGCUGAACAAACUGUCCGCCUCUCUGACCAUCUGUCUGUCUGUCUCUGUCUGUCAGACUGAGGAGCUGGUUGUAUCUCCAGCAACAGAUGAAGCCCAGAAAGCUUUUAGUGAUCUGACCACAGUAGGUUUACUGCAGCAGGAACUGUAUGAUUCAGAGCUGCGUGUCCAGGGUGCCGAGCGGCGAGCCUUCAAGGCCGAGGAAGCCCUGCAAGCAGCGUUGGAGAAGAUUCAGGACCUGGAGAGACAACUGCAGGGUCGGCCCAGUCUGGAGCCCAAAAGUAAUGAAGUUGCAGAGAGAAAGAAAACACCAAUACCCUCCCCACUACCAGUAACAACUCCAGCUCCUCCAAAGAAAACCACAGCUGAAGCCAAACCAACAAGCAGCACCAAAAAGACCAAGAAACGGUGAUGUGACGUGAUCAGGAGCUGUCACAGCUUUAUAUCUAUGUGUGGAGCUCUCCAUUAAAUGUUGGGUGAAGUAGUUUUGAAAUCAAUUUUAGUGUUAAUGCAUUUUCUGGGUUGUAACAAGGCUCAUCACCUGCAGUCCAUCGCAGUCACAUUCAUAAAACCAGUAAAGGAAAACUAUCUAAGGUAUUAUCACUUCUGCUGCAUAUUACCAACAACGGUACUGUUUCAGAAGUUUACAAAUAAGUAUAACACAUAGGAAGUAAAAGACAAUACAGAAAGAUAUUGCUACUAUCAUC
Messenger RNA from Anarrhichthys ocellatus (wolf-eel), 3576 nucleotides. It is a transcript of the gene axdnd1, whose product is annotated as axonemal dynein light chain domain containing 1. The coding region runs from base 126 to 3281 and encodes 1051 amino acids. Lineage: Eukaryota; Metazoa; Chordata; Actinopteri; Perciformes; Anarhichadidae. The record is from RefSeq and is a predicted model, not a curated record. The transcript is spliced from 25 exons.